Dunckerocampus dactyliophorus (ringed pipefish) is the source of this 3074-nucleotide messenger RNA. Its product is annotated as metalloproteinase inhibitor 4-like. Bases 222 to 890 code for a protein of 222 amino acids. Lineage: Eukaryota; Metazoa; Chordata; Actinopteri; Syngnathiformes; Syngnathidae. Gene Ontology annotation, molecular function: metalloendopeptidase inhibitor activity; protease binding. The transcript is spliced from 5 exons. The record is from RefSeq and is a predicted model, not a curated record. Gene Ontology annotation, biological process: negative regulation of endopeptidase activity; negative regulation of membrane protein ectodomain proteolysis. Gene Ontology annotation, cellular component: extracellular matrix.
GCAGCAGCCUCCACCAAUCCAGCUUCAAUUCGGAGGUGCACUUUAAACGUAUGAAAUCAUUUCUGUCCUCAGCGGCCCAGCCUGUGGACUCCCAUCAUCUUUCCACUUUCACUCUUGUGCCUGAGUUUCUAAAGAGACGCGCCGAUUUGCCUCCGAGGGAACAUAACAGGAUCAUAAGUUUGCAGAGAGGGUCUGUGAAGUAAGUGGUGGAGAAGCUCAUCAUGGCCGUGUCCCAGGAGAGGAGUGUGCGUCUGGGGCUGUGGGUGCUCCUCUGGCUGGGAGCAGGCAUGGUGGCAGAUGCAUGCAGCUGCAACCCAGCUCACCCACAGCAGCUCUUCUGCAGCGCUGAGACCGUGAUCAGGGCAAAGAUUGCCGGAGAGAAGAUUGUGUCGCCUAGCAACAGUUCCUCCCCCUACAUGAAGAUGAUCCAGUAUGAAAUAAAGAUGAUCAAGAUGUUUAAAGGCUUUGACAAGGCCAAGGACAUCCAGUAUGUGUACACUCCGGUCUUCUCUUCGCUGUGUGGUGUUAAACUUGACUCCAACAACAAAGCAGGGUAUCUUCUCUCAGGAAGUAUGUGGAGCGACGGGAGGCUCUCCAUUGGCCAAUGUGACCUGGUGGAAUCCUGGGACAAUUUAUCACUCUCACAAAGGAAGAAUCUCAACUACAGAUACCAGAUGGGCUGCGAGUGCAGAAUUAACGUGUGCUACACGGUGCCAUGUGCAUCUACGGGAGAGAAUGAAUGCUUGUGGACGGACUGGCUGCUGGAUAACAGCCUUAACGGCGAGCAGGCUCGGCAGUACGCUUGCAUUCGCCGCUCUGACACAACCUGUGGCUGGUACAGGGGAGGCCAUGCCCCUGAAAAAGACUUCCUGGACAUGACUGACCCCUGACCUGCUCACUAUUCCCUCCAUGUGAUUUCUUUGGAUGCCUCCAGUCAGAGGGAUAUCCUGCUUUGGCUUUGUGUAGCUCAAAUUUGGAUGCUUAUGCGUAACAUUAGCAGCAGAUAUCAAUGAAAAUUGGGUUGAUUUCAUAUCUGGAAGACUUACUGGAUACUGCGGCUUUUAGAUGUUUUUUUUUAAAAUGGGAAGAUUGUCCUUUAGCUCCCACAUACAACAAAUCUCAUAGACAAAAGUGGAAUUUCUUGUUGCAGGAAAAUCAGUUAUUAUAACUCUCUAUUGUCAUGCUUCUGUCAAUCCGCCAGCUGGUCCAGAAUACAGCUGCACGAGUGCUGACUAGAAAUAGCAAAACAGAGCACAUUUCGCCUGUACAGUGGAUCCCUGCACUUUCAGCAUUUAAAGCCCCGCAAAUUAGCAGUUUAAAAAAAAAAAAUUACAUUUAAAUUUAAAUGUAUUAAUUUUUAUUAUUACAUUAUUCAUUUAAAUUUUAAUACAAAAAAAUGUAUUAAAAUUUAAAGCCACAUUUCAUUCACCCCAAGUAAUACGUAAUAAUGCAGGUAAAACAUACAGCAUACCACCAUUAAAGAAGGCCACAAUUUUAUUUGAAUAGAUUUACGUCUUUAUGUAUCACUGAUAAUAUGUCUUUGUCAAGCAUUGAGAUUUCGCACUUUGUUCGGGGGUCCUUGAACACACCAUAGCUGCUGUGAGACGCAAAGGAGAAACUUAUAUACAGUAUAACCUCUACACCGUGACUCUGACUCCAUCUGUUCAUGGAUCAUCUUACAAUAUCAUUCAUUAGUGGUGAGUACCUAUACAUUUUAUACUUUAUAUGUGUUUAAUAAGCACGUGAGGCAUAUUGAAGAGAGAAGGCUAGGGUUCUGGAGCUGAAUCUAAUCUAAUAAUACGUUUAUUGCAAAUGUUGAUCCGAAGUAGGAGAACUUCAAUGUCAAGCUAACAGGAAAGUUUGGGUAGACAUUUUAUAGGCGUCUCAAUUACUCACAGAUUUUCGCCAUUCAUAGGUGGUUUUGGAAGGUAAUAACUACUUUUUUCACUUCACUGCACUGGCUUCCUUUAAAAUUGAGAAAACAAUUUAAAAUCCUUCUGCUGUACAGUAAUUGGUUAGAGCUUGUGCCGCCUCAUCAACCCAGACUAGAGUGCUACGUUCCUAGAAUUUUUAAACCUCGUUGGGAUAAAAAACAGCUGCAGAACCUUCACCUGCAAAAUGAUUUACCUCAGAUUGAAUCCUCCUGCCGUCAUUUGCAUGACACGUUCAAAUCGCUUCAAAAGUCAGGAAAUCAUGCUCCUUUUCACUGAUAUGACAGCUCUCGCAUUGCAGACCAUUCCACGAUGCAAAUGCACACCUGCACGGCCACCACCAGUACGAUAUAUACAAAUAUACCACUAUGAUUAAAAUAUAUAUUCAGACACAGGAAUUAUAUAUGACAAUAAUUCCUGACAUUGUAAAUAGUGUUCAUUACUGAGCAUUAACACUUUAAAAGCUAACCACAUUUAAUUUUAUAGCCUAGGUACUGUACUUAUCUUAUUUGAUUGCUAUUUAAAUUCAGCAGAUUCACUUCAAUGUCAAAGUAAACUAAAAAAAAAAGUAUUCUCUGCACCAGAAGCUAAUACAUAUAAACUUGCUGACUUUAUUGUAUGAAAACAAAAAGGUGCAUUAUAGCUAUUGCACAUUCAAAGACGACUUGUAAUUGUUGCAUGAUUUGUUUUGAUACAGUACGUAUUAUAAAUUAACAAUAACAAAUAAUGAUUAGCAUUAAUGUAUGGUGUUAGUGAAGUAUUAUCAAACAGUGUAUGUUUUAUACUGAAGGAAUUGUUGUGGUAUUUGUAUUUAUGUUGCUUUUUGUCUCAAUAUAGUUGUUUUUUUUUAUUUCCAUGUACCAAAAAAGAUUGUAUAUAAAAUGAUGAAUGGAAUCUAAUUCAUUCUUUCUCCUCCCUCUAGUCACCAAAAGGUUAGAACAUAUAGUAUAUUAGUAUAUUGUCAAGAAGCUAUUUUUUUGUCAGUAGUUGCAGCGUACAGACAAAUGGGCAAAAACGGAGAUCAAACAUUUUUGUCAUGGUCGUCAAAAUGGUAAAAAAAAAACAUCUCACCAUGUCCUUAUAGUUGGGGUAGAACGUCUGAUCAAUGACAGGGAAUUUGUCGGCACCCAGCCUCUUUUGAUU